AUGCUCAUCGGAUCAACUUCGAUAGCACGGCUUCUAAGCCGAAGCUGCAAUUCCAUCUCCAAUGCCUCUACCUCUCGAAUCUUAGGUUCAACUGCAGCUGUAUACCCUACUCUAUCCAGCAGUAAUAGAAACUAUGCCACGGCCGUCGAAUCCUCACCGACCUCAUCAAUCCCAAUCUCCAGCUUCGAAAGUCCCUUCGCAAAGCCACCGGAUCGAAGCGAAGAAACAAUUCGUAUGCGAACAUAUAAACCACGAACACCAGGUGUGCGACAUCUCCGAAGACCCAUAAACGAUCAUCUGUGGAAAGGGAAACCAUACCUCGCACUUACCAUCCCCCGAAAAGGACACGGAUUGGGAGGACGUAACAAUUCCGGACGGAUAACCGUUCGUCAUCGUGGUGGUGGUCAUAAACGAAGGAUUCGAACAGUUGAUUUUAGUAGAUUCGCCGGAGGACCUCAUACUGUUGACAGAAUCGAGUACGAUCCCGGUAGAAGCGCACAUAUCGCAUUGAUCACAAGUAAGGAUUCUGGGAAGAAAAGUUACAUUCUAGCGGCGGAUGGAUUACGUGCUGGAGAUAAAGUACAAAGUUACAGAGGUGGUGUUCCGGCAGAUCUCCUAGCAAGUAUGGGAGGUGUUAUCGAUCCCGGUAUGCUUGCCGCGAAGACUGCAUGGAGAGGGAAUUGUCUUCCAUUGAGAUAUAUUCCCAUUGGAGCUGUCAUCCACGCUGUUGCAACUAUCCCUAACGGACCAGCGAAGUUCUGUAGAGCGGCUGGAACAUACGCAACCGUAGUUGCUAAGGAUGAAGGACGUGGGUUUGCAAUUGUUAGAUUGCAGAGCGGUGAAGUCAGACGGUUCAUGAUUGAUGCUGCUGCUACAGUGGGCGUCGUAAGCAAUCCGACAUGGAGACAUAGACAGCUUGGAAAAGCUGGGCGGUCAAGAUGGUUAGGAAUCAGGCCAACCGUCAGAGGUGUCGCUAUGAACGCAUGUGAUCAUCCCCACGGUGGUGGUAGAGGAAAGUCCAAGGGUAACCGUCACCCGGUGAGCCCUUGGGGUAUACCGACGAAAUCAGGAUACAAAACAAGAAAGGUGGGGAAGAAGAAUCCGUGGGUUGUGACCGAAAGGCCGCGUGGGAAGGAGAAGAAGGAGAAAAAGGUGUAA
Orbilia oligospora ATCC 24927 is the source of this 1158-nucleotide messenger RNA. RefSeq lists its product as uncharacterized. The transcript has 3 exons. Bases 1 to 1158 code for a protein of 385 amino acids. Gene Ontology annotation, cellular component: ribosome; large ribosomal subunit. The record is from RefSeq and is a predicted model, not a curated record. Gene Ontology annotation, biological process: cytoplasmic translation. NCBI's taxonomy places the organism in Eukaryota, Fungi, Ascomycota, Orbiliomycetes, Orbiliales, Orbiliaceae. Gene Ontology annotation, molecular function: structural constituent of ribosome; RNA binding; transferase activity.